GUGUGUGUGUGUGUGUCUACAGGGGGUGAUGUCAGUGCCCCGAAGCCAGAGCGGGCUUGGCCAGGGACCAGCGGCAGCAGCAGCAGCAGCCACGGGCUCGCUCUCUCCUUGAUCCAGGAGGAGGACCGCCAGUCCAUGCCUUUGAGCCAGGAGAGGGAAUGGCAGUCCUCAAGCUCACCGACCAGCCACCGCUGGUCCAAGCAAUUUUCAACGGUGAUCCCGAAGAGAUACGUAUGUUAAUCUACAAAACGGAAGAUGUUAAUGCUCUGGACACAGAAAAGCGCACCCCUCUUCAUGUCGCUGCUUUCCUGGGGGAUGCAGAGAUCAUUGAGCUCCUCAUCUUGUCAGGCGCCCGUGUCAAUGCCAAGGACAAUAUGUGGCUGACCCCUCUCCAUCGCGCAGUGGCUUCAAGGAGUGAAGAAGCAGUGCAAGUAUUGAUCAAGCAUUCAGCUGAUGUCAACGCGCGGGACAAGAACUGGCAGACGCCCCUCCACGUCGCAGCUGCAAAUAAAGCCGUGAAGUGUGCCGAAGUGAUCAUCCCUCUCCUGAGCAGCGUCAACGUCUCUGAUAGGGGUGGUCGAACCGCGUUGCACCACGCAGCCCUCAAUGGCCACGUUGAAAUGGUGAACAUGCUUUUGGUGAAAGGGGCAAACAUCAAUGCCUUCGACAAAAAAGACCGAAGAGCUUUGCACUGGGCAGCAUAUAUGGGCCACUUGGACGUUGUUUCCUUGCUGAUCAGCCAUGGCGCUGAAGUGACAUGUAAGGAUAAAAAGGGUUACACUCCUCUUCAUGCUGCGGCAUCCAAUGGGCAGAUCAAUGUAGUGAAACACCUCCUCAAUCUUGGCGUGGAGAUUGAUGAAAUGAACGUCUAUGGAAAUACUGCACUUCAUAUCGCUUGUUAUAAUGGGCAGGAUUCCGUGGCUAAUGAGCUAAUUGACUAUGGCGCUAACGUCAACCAACCUAAUAACAGCGGAUUCACUCCCCUGCAUUUUGCCGCUGCCUCUACCCAUGGAGCUCUUUGCCUUGAACUGCUAGUGAAUAAUGGGGCAGAUGUUAACAUUCAGAGUAAAGAUGGGAAGAGUCCACUGCAUAUGACAGCUGUGCAUGGGAGAUUCACUCGGUCUCAAACCCUCAUCCAGAAUGGAGGAGAAAUUGACAGUGUUGAUAAGGAUGGCAACACACCUCUUCAUGUGGCUGCAAGAUAUGGACAUGAGCUUUUGAUUAACACCCUAAUCACCAGUGGAGCUGAUGCUACCAAAUGUGGCGUCCACCGUAUGUUCCCUUUGCACUUGGCAGCACUAAAUGCUCAUGCUGACUGCUGUAGGAAGUUACUGUCGACAGGACAAAAGUAUAGCAUAGUGUCCUUGUUUAGUAAUGAGCACGUGCUGUCUGCAGGCUUUGAAAUAGACACCCCAGAUAAAUUUGGAAGGACGUGCCUCCACGCUGCGGCUGCGGGCGGCAAUGUUGAUUGUGUGAAACUCUUGCAGAGCAGUGGAGCAGAUUCUAAUAAAAAAGACAAACAUGGAAGGACACCUUUGCACUAUGCAGCUGCAAAUUGUCAUUUCCAAUGUAUGGAGACAUUGGUGACCACGGGGGCCAAUAUUAAUGAAACAGAUGACUGGGGACGGACGGCUUUACACUAUGCUGCUGCCUCCGACAUGGACAGAAAAAGAAAGAAUGUUUUGGGUAACACCCAUGGAAAUGCUGAAGAACUUGAAAGAGCCAAUGAGAUGAAGGAAAAAGAAGCCGCAUUGUGUCUAGAAUUCCUUCUUCAAAAUGAAGCUAACCCAUCCAUCCAGGACAAAGAUGGAUACAAUACAGUGCACUAUGCUGCUGCUUAUGGACACAGACAGUGUUUGGAACUGCUUCUGGAAAAAACCAGCAAUGUUUUUGAAGAAUCAGAUUCAUCAGCUACCAAAAGCCCUUUGCACUUAGCCGCCUACAAUGGUCAUCACCAAGCCUUGGAGGUGCUCCUUCAGUCUCUGGUAGAUCUGGACAUCAAAGACGAAAAAGGACGUACUGCCUUGGACCUUGCUGCAUUUAAAGGACACGCUGAAUGUGUUGAAGCUCUUAUCAACCAGGGUGCUUCCGUUACCGUCAAAGAUCAUGUCACCCAGCGAACCCCACUUCAUGCCUCAGUCAUCAACGGACAUACACCAUGUUUACGGCUUUUAUUAGAAGUAGCAGAUAAUCCUGAUGUGACGGAUGCCAAAGGACAGACUCCACUGAUGCUGGCUGUGGCUUAUGGGCACAUUGAUGCCGUUUCCUUGUUACUUGAAAAAGAAGCAUCUGUGGAUGUAGCGGAUGUCCUGGGAUGCACUGCUUUACAUCGAGGGAUUAUGACAGGACAUGAGGAAUGUAUUCAGAUGCUGUUGGAACAAGAAGUAUUGAUUUUGUGCAAGGAUGCCAGAGGCCGGACACCUCUACAUUACGCCGCGGCCCGUGGACAUGCCACGUGGCUGAGUGAAUUACUGCAGUUGGCACUUUCAGAAGAGGACGAUAGUUUUAGAGAUGAUCAGAAUUACACACCGUUACACUGGGCUUCUUAUAAUGGCAAUGAAAGCUGUAUAGAGGUACUGUUGGAACAGAAACCUUUCCAAACUUUUAGUGGGAACCUUUUCUCCCCGCUGCACUGUGCUGUAAUCAAUGAUCAUGAAAAUUGUGCAUCACUACUCAUUGGAACUAUUGGUGCUGACAUUGUCAAUUGCAAAGACGACAAAGGAAGGACACCACUCCAUGCGGCAGCCUUUUCUGAUCACGUGGAAUGCCUCCAUCUUCUUUUAAGCCACAACGCUCAAGUCAAUGCUGUGGAUAAUUCAGGGAAAACACCACUUACAAUGGCUGCUGAAAAAGGGCAUGUAGGGGCAGUAGAUUUUUUGGUGAACAGCGCCAAGGCCGAUUUAACUUUGAAGGAUAAGGACUUGAAUACAUGCUUGCACUUGGCUAGCAGUAAAGGACAUGAAAAAUGUGCCUUGUUGAUACUUGACAAGAUACAAGAACAGAGCCUUAUUAAUGCAAAAAACAAUGCAUUACAAACACCUCUUCAUAUUGCUGCACAAAAUGGGUUGAAGAUGGUAGUUGAGGAGUUACUGGCAAAGGGAGCAUGUGUACGAGCGGUAGAUGAAAAUGGUCAUACGCCAGCCCUGGCUUGCGCUCCUAACAAAGACGUGGCUGACUGCCUGGCACUCAUUUUGGCUACCAUGAUGCCUUUUUCUCCUUCCAGUACAGUGAUGGCUCUCAACUUCGUUUCUUUUAAAAAAGACAAUUUGAGCAGGACGCAUCUCUGCAAUAGCUCCAGUAUGAGUAAUGCCAUUAACUCCUAUAGUAAAACGUUAAAUAAUGAUGUAGGAGCAGAAAACGGAUACAGUGAAAAUGAUUCUGAUUCUGAAACCUUUUGAUUUUAGCAUCCGGUGCUCCUUUCUUGGUUGCAUUUAGAUUUAGGUUGGUUUCCCCCUUUAAAAAGAUCUGAAUAUGCCACCAUUACAGUCGACCUAUGCUUAUGACUGGUAUGACUACAGUUAAGCAAUGAAAGCGUAUAGCAGGAGUUAGAACUUUUCUGAAAACUGGAAAAAAACAUUUAAAUGCAUUCUUGUUAAUCUUCUGCUACUUCCAGCUCUGUUGUAUGUUUCCAUAGGUCCUAAGGGCUUUUGUGGAAGUCUCUACCUCCUAUUUUAUGCAGAAAGCAACAGCUGCCUUUUUCCAUUUUAACAGCACAAGUACACAGAAACCACUGUGUAUAUAUUACUGUUAGCUGUAGCGUACUGUUAAUACAAUGACAUUUUCCAGGAUAGUGUUUGUAGCUCAUUGGAAGAAACUCAGAUCUUCCUUCCUUUUAUUGUUGUUUUUUUAGUCAUACAAACUGAGUUUUUAAGAUAUCUUUGUUAUACAAACCAAAGGAAAAGCCACAAAUGUGUUUAGUUUUCUUUUAGAAUUGCUAACAUCAUCACUUUCUAUGGAAAUUUGAAAAAAAAAUCUAAAUGCUACUUAAGCACUUAAGUAUACAAAAGGCACUUUUAAAAGCCAUUAGCCACACUGUCAUCGACAAUUUGAAAAUGUUUAGGACCAAAUUUUGCUUGUCUCCACUUGCAGCCAAGAGAUUAUUAAGGCAGAUGUGAUUUGCCUUACUUUGUAUUAUUUUGCAAAAGCUUGCACGAUUUGCACUCUGCAGUUAAAGGGAUCCCCGGGAAUUAUUGCCUAUGCUGCCAGGCAAUAAUCCAUUCUAAGAAAAACAAAUUAAUUUGAUAAUGGUUGAUAUUUUUCCAUUUAAAUUGAUUUCUUUUUUUAAACUUUCUGAAUUGAAGAUGUAGAUUUUGUCCAAUUUUUUAAAACCUGUAACAUAUGAGCUAUAUCGAGUUGCUAUACACUGUAAUAGCUAUUGCCGCACUUAAGAUAGACAGAGCAGUUUAAACCAAAA
Anolis sagrei ordinatus is the source of this 4414-nucleotide messenger RNA. It is a transcript of the gene ANKRD44, whose product is annotated as ankyrin repeat domain 44. Gene Ontology annotation, molecular function: protein binding. The record is from RefSeq and is a predicted model, not a curated record. NCBI's taxonomy places the organism in Eukaryota, Metazoa, Chordata, Lepidosauria, Squamata, Anolidae.